GAAACUUUGAAUAUGAUGCUCGGCAGUCUGAUCUGGAGCGGCUUUUUAGAAGAUAUGGGAAGGUUGAUAGGGUGGAUAUGAAGUCUGUGAGGUGGCGGCAUGGAUUUUACAAUGUUGGCAUCAUGACUUGUAUCCCAGCAAGCUUCACCUGCCAGCCAAGAUUCAGUCUGAAGAGUUGGACCUUGAUAUGCGGCGCGUUGUUGAGCAUUUGUGGGGUGUUCAAGAGAUAUCUUUAAGAAAAAGAUAAAAGCAUAUAUUAUUUUGAGCAUCGACCCCAAUACUCAACAUUUUCUUUGGCGCAGGAUUAUUCUGGCAUAACCAUACUCUUCCAGGCUAAUGGAUCAGCUUUUCAGAAAUAUGUUACAUGUCUGUGAUGCACAUCUUCUUUUAAAGAAGAUUCAAUUUGGUCUCAAGUGGCACUACCAUUCCAUGUUUUACCUCAGUCACAUUUGCCUUCCAUUUUUCAUGCCUUUUGCCCAGCCUUCAACUUAUCAGACAUGUUUCAAGGUUGAAACAUUGCCAACCUCACUGCAGAGGCAGCGGAAUAGAUGAAGAAGUCACUCUAUUUCCAUUGACCUACCAUGAGACCUACACUUUUGGAUUCUUGUUCUUGACAUCAAUUUGUUCAUUACUCAAGGGUUUGCCUUCAUCUAUAUGGAAGAUGAGAGAGAUGCUGAGGAUGCAAUUCGUGCACUUGAUCGGGCAGAAUUUGGUCGGAAGGGACGAAGACUUCGUGUGGAAUGGACAAAACAUGAACGUGGCAUUAGAAGGCCUGGUAGUUCAAGAAGAUCUUCGGCAAAUUCAAGGCCAUCAAAGACUUUAUUUGUUAUUAAUUUUGAUACAUAUCACACCAGGACUAGGGAUUUGGAGAGGCACUUUGAGCCAUAUGGCAAGAUAGUUAGUGUGAGGAUUAGAAGGAAUUUUGCAUUUGUCCAGUAUGAAUCAUGUGAUGAUGCCAUCAGAGCAUUGGAAGCUACAAAUAUGAGCAAGUUACUGGAUCGAGUUAUCACAGUUGAAUAUGCUGUAGAGAAUGAUGAUGACAGGAGGAAUGCACAUAGUCCUGAUAGAAGCCAUGAUCGUCCACGUGAUAUAAGCUAUGAUAGAAAGCGAUCGCCCAGUCCUUAUCACCGAGAAAGAGGCAGCCCUGAUUAUGGUCGUGGCUCUAGUCCAUAUAGAAGAGAGAGGAGCAGCCCUGACUAUGGUCAUAGCCGUAGUCGAAGUUCCCAACAGAUUGAGAGAGGUAGCCCUGAUUAUAAUCAGAGGAGCCGUAGUCCAUAUGGAAGAGAGAGGGAUGGUUCUGACCCUGUUCAUGGCUCUAGCCAUAGUCCUCAUCAUAAAGAACGGGCCAGAAGUGACCGUGGCAAUUCUCACUCCCAUAGUCCUAAUGGAAGAGAGAGGGUAAGCCCUCAAAAUGGCAGUUCUGACCACAGUCCUCUCUAUGCAAAGAGGGCUAGCCCUGAAAAUGGUCACGGCUCUAUAAGUAGUCCUGAUGCAAGAGGCGAUGGCAGUCCUUACAAUGGUGAUGAAGGUGACCAAAGUUCCAUGCCUGAGCCCAAGGACAACACUAUUGAUGGUGCUCCUGAAAGCCCCAUGAAUGAAACAUACCGCAGCCAUUCUCCUGCUGCUGAAGAAUGAUCUAUCGGUCUCAGAAGCAAAAUCUGAGGUGUGAAAACUGGUUGGCAUGCUUUGUCAAAGUUGAACUGAAUUUAGCUUCAGGAAAAUGAUUUAGGGUAGAUGUAAGAAAGCACUAGAACUUGUCACUUUCAUUGCAUGUGCAAUCUAUUUUACAGUCGAGAAAGAUACUUAACUUCCUUAAAUUUAUGUUUUUGUUAUUGGAGUCCUGUGCCUGGAAAAGAUUACGCCUAUGAUACUCAUUUUGGGCACAAAAUUCAUUUAUGUUUGUGGUUAAUUUAGUCCUCUAUCUUCUUCGAUUGGCCA
Messenger RNA from Prosopis cineraria, 1938 nucleotides. Its product is annotated as serine/arginine-rich splicing factor RS40-like. Bases 655 to 1635 code for a protein of 326 amino acids. Gene Ontology annotation, molecular function: RNA binding. Gene Ontology annotation, biological process: mRNA splicing, via spliceosome. The transcript is spliced from 6 exons. Gene Ontology annotation, cellular component: nuclear speck. The record is from RefSeq and is a predicted model, not a curated record. NCBI's taxonomy places the organism in Eukaryota, Viridiplantae, Streptophyta, Magnoliopsida, Fabales, Fabaceae.